Cyprinus carpio (common carp) is the source of this 5162-nucleotide messenger RNA. RefSeq names its product Fc receptor-like protein 5. The coding region runs from base 1 to 4236 and encodes 1411 amino acids. The record is from RefSeq and is a predicted model, not a curated record. Gene Ontology annotation, biological process: cell surface receptor signaling pathway. NCBI's taxonomy places the organism in Eukaryota, Metazoa, Chordata, Actinopteri, Cypriniformes, Cyprinidae. Gene Ontology annotation, molecular function: transmembrane signaling receptor activity. The transcript has 22 exons.
AUGAGUCAGUAUGGAGCUCAGUCAACUUCCUCUUGUGCUCUUGAACUACAGGAAUACACAUUCAGUCCUGUUACUGAGUCUGACGCAGGUAAAUACUUCUGUUAUGGAGCAGAGAGUGAAGGAUCACGCAGAUCACAACACAGUGAUGCAGUUACACUGACAGUAUCAGAAAGAGCCCAGGUGGUUUUAAGUGUUUCUCCACAGAAGUGGUUGACUGAAGGAGAGCCAGUGACUCUGAUCUGUGAGGUUUACAGCUCCUCUACAGGCUGGACAUUCAGCUGGUACACUCUAACUGCUUCAUCAGACUACAACAAUUAUUUUCAGCAGCUCUCAGACAUCAGCAGAGGAGCUGGAGGAAACUACACUGUCAGUUCUGCUGCUGUAAAACACACAGGAUUUUAUGUGUGCAGAGCAGAGAGAGGAGAACCAGCAUAUAACACAAACAUCAGCAGCAAACAACCAGUAUGGGUCACUGGUGUUUCUCCUCUAGUCUCUCUGAUCAUCAGUCCCAGCAGAACUCAACACUUCACAUCUGUAUCUCUCUCUCUGAGCUGUGAGGACCAGAGUAACUCUGAUAGAUGGAGAGUGAGAAGAUACACAGAGAGUGAACAGUGGGAAGAUUGUUCAUCAUCAGUGUGGGGAUCACAAACAAGAUCUACAUGUACAAUCAGCUCCACCAUCACAUCAGACACUGGAGUGUACUGGUGUCAGUCUGAAUCUGGAGAGAACUAUCAUCCUGUUAAUAUCAUUGUACACUAUGGUGUGAUUCUGGAGAGUCCUGUUCAUCCUGUGACUGAAGGAGAUACUCUGACUCUACACUGUUUAUAUCAACAUUCAACUCCUCAAAACCCCAGAGCUGAUUUCUAUAAAGAUGGAUCACUCAUCCAGAAUCAAACUACAGAGAUGAUCAUCUCUACUGUCUCAAAGUCACAUGAGGGUUUCUACUACUGCAAACACUCAGAGAGAGGAGAGUCACCCAAGAGCUGGAUCUCAGUCAGAGAUUUGACCACACCAACUCUGACUGUGCUGCAACAGAGUUCAUUGUUCGCUGGAGACUCAGUUACUCUGAGAUGUGAGGUGGAUCAGUCAUGGGAUGGAGGGGAGUUUCUCUGGAGUAAAAACUCAAACACUGAAUCUACUGAAGCUGCAACUAAAACAAUUGAUUCAGUGAAAGUCUCUGAUGGAGGAGAAUACAGGUGCAGAGCACGAAGAGGAGGAUAUUACACACAUUACAGUGAACCAGUAACAGUGACAAUAUACGAAAGACCAAAAGCCAAAGUGAGCAUUAAACCUGAUCAACAUGUAUUCAGAGGAGAGACAGUCACUCUCAGAUGUGACAUUGAUGGUGAAGGAGUCACUAGCUGGCAGUACAGCUGGUAUAAAGAUGGUUCAGGCAGUGUUUUCAGUGAACUACAGGAAUACACAUUCAGUCCUGUUACUGAGUCUGACGCAGGUAAAUACUCCUGUUAUGGACCAGAGAGAGGAGGAUCACGGACAUCAAACAUCAGUGAUGCAGUUACACUGAAAGUAUCAGACAGACCCCAGGCAGUUUUAAGUGUUUCUCCACAGAAGUGGUUGACUGAAGGAGAUUCAGUGUCUCUGAUCUGUGAGGUUUACAGCUCCUCUACAGGCUGGACAUUCAGCUGGUACACUCUAACUGCUUCAUCAGAAAGCAGCAAUCAUUAUCAGCUGCUCUCAGACAGCAGCAGAGGAGCUGGAGGAAACUACACUGUCAGUUCUGCUGCUGUAAAACACACAGGAGUUUAUGUGUGCAGAGCAGAGAGAGGAAAACCAGCCUAUAACACAACCUACAGCAACACACAGCCAGUAUGGGUCACUGGUGUUUCUCCUGUAGUCUCUCUGAUCAUCAGUCCCAGCAGAACUCAACACUUCACAUUUGUCUCUCUCUCUCUGAGCUGUGAGGACCAGAGUAACUCUGAUAGAUGGAGAGUGAGAAGAUACACAGAGAGUGAACAGCUGGAAGAUUGUUCAUCAUCAGUGUGGGGAUCACAAACAGGAUCUACAUGUACAAUCAGCUCCACCAUCACAUCAGACACUGGAGUGUACUGGUGUCAGUCUGAAUCUGGAGAGAACUAUCAUCCUGUUAAUAUCACUGUACACUCUGGUGUGAUUCUGGAGAGUCCUGUUCAUCCUGUGACUGAAGGAGAUACUCUGACUCUACACUGUUUAUAUCAGUUUACAACUCCACCAAACCUCAGAGCUGAUUUCUAUAAAGAUGGAUCACUCAUCCAGAAUCAAACUACGGAGAUGAUUAUUUCUAAUGUCUCAAAGUCACAUGAGGGUUUCUACUACUGCAAACACUCAGAGAGAGGAGAGUCACCCAAGAGCUGGAUCUCAUUUAGAGAUUUGACCACACCAACUCUGACUGUGCUGCCACAGAGUUCAUUGUUCACUGGAGACUCAGUUACUCUGAGAUGUGAGGUGGAUCAGUCAUGGGAUGGAGGGGAGUUUCUCUGGAGUAAAAACUCAAACACUGAAUCUACUGAAGCUGCAACUAAAACAAUUGAUUCAGUGAAAGUCUCUGAUGGAGGAGAAUACAGGUGCAGAGCACGAAAAGGAGGAUAUUACACAGAUUACAGUGAACCAGUAACAGUGACAAUAUAUGAAAGACCAAAACCCAAAGUGACCAUAAAACCUAAACAUGUAUUCAGAGGAGACACAGUCACUCUCAGAUGUGACAUUGAUGGUGAAGGAGUCACUAGCUGGCAGUACAGCUGGUAUAAAGACGGUUCAGGCAGUGUUUUCAGUGAACUACAUGAACACACAUUCAGUCCUGUUACUGAGUCUGACGCAGGUAAAUACUUCUGUUAUGGAGCAGAGAGAGGAGGAUCACGGACAUCAAACAUCAGUUGUGAAGUUACACUGAAAGUAUCAGACAGACCCCAGGCAGUUUUAAGUGUUUCUCCACAGAAGUGGUUGACUGAAGGAGAUUCAGUGUCUCUGAUCUGUGAGGUUUACAGCUCCUCUACAGGCUGGACAUUCAGCUGGUACACUCUAACUGCUUCAUCAGAAAGCAGCAAUCAUUAUCAACUGCUCUCAGACAGCAGCAGAGGAGCUGGAGGAAACUACACUGUCAGUUCUGCUGCUGUAAAACACACAGGAGUUUAUGUGUGCAGAGCAGAGAGAGGAAACCCAGCUUAUAACACAACCUACAGCAACACACAGCCAGUAUGGGUCACUGGUGUUUCUCCUCUUGUCUCUCUGAUCAUCAAUCCCAGCAGAACUCAACACUUCACAUCUGUCUCUCUCUCUCUGAGCUGUGAGGACCAGAGUAACUCUGAUAGAUGGAGAGUGAAAAGAUACACAGAGAGUGAACAGUGGGAAGAUUGUUCAUCAUCAGUGUGGGGAUCACAAACAGGAUCUACAUGUACAAUCAGCUCCACCAUCACAUCAGACACUGGAGUGUACUGGUGUCAGUCUGAAUCUGGAGAGAACUAUCAUCCUGUUAAUAUCACUGUACACUUUGGUGCGAUUCUGGAGAGUCCUGUUCAUCCUGUGACUGAAGGAGAUACUCUGAAUCUACGCUGUUUAUAUCAACAUUCAACUCCACAAAACCCCAGAGCUGAUUUCUAUAAAGAUGGAUCACUCAUCCAGAGUCAAACUACAGAGAUGAUCAUCUCUACUGUCUCAAAGUCACAUGAGGGUUUCUACUACUGCAAACACUCAGAGAGAGGAGAGUCACCCAAGAGCUGGAUCUCAGUCAGAGCUUCCCCCAGAACAUCAAGAUCUGAUGGUUACUGUUUCAUAAUAGUUGGAGUGACUUCAGGACUGACCGUCACAUUUUUGAUCAUUGUCUUCUUAGUCCUGCCGUGGUGCUACAGAAACGACAAAGGUGUAAGAUCUCCCUCUAGUGUCAGUCAACAGCAGAACAAAAGGCAGACAUCAGAGCAGAACCAGAGUGACGCCGGAAACAACACACUGCUGUCUGACAGCAUAAGUGGACCUACUGAAAUCACCUAUGCUGACAUUGAACUCAAAUCUACAAAGAAACAGAAGAAAAUGAAAGACAACAAAGGUUUGUCCUUUUAUGAUCAUAACUGUAGCUCCUUUGAUUUUAAUUUCUACCAUAAAUCUAAACAGCAAACAACAACAACAACAAAAAGAAAACAAGAAAAAAAAAAUAACAGUAAACACUUGUUUGUAGCUGUGAACUGUGAAAUUAAUCUGAUCCAAAAAGUCAAUGCAUGCAGAAUACAAUAUGUUGAUACAAUAUGAUAUGUUUAGAAAUUUUAUAAUUUCUAGUUAACACUUUAGGAUAGGGAUCAAUUCUCACUAAUAACUAGUUGCUUAUUAACAUGCCUAUAAUUAUAAUAUUGGCUGUUUUUUAAUACUUAUAAAGCACAUAUUUUCCAUAACAAAAUAUUCUACAUCCCUAAUCCUACACAAUACCUAAACUUAACAACUACUGUUAAGCAGUAACUUAGGAGUUUGAGGCAAAAGUAGUUGUUAGGGUUGCUGGGAGAAAAAGGGACCCAAGGGCAGAGUCGCAGUUUACCAAAUUUAUUGAACAAAAGCAAAGGCAAUAGUCCAAAACAAAUGCUGACAAUCAACAACCAGGUAAGGAAUCCAAAACUGAACUGCGUACGGGAACUGGGUACAUCAAAAAUAAAAAAAACAAGAUUAAAUAAACCGGGCAAGAAAACUAGGCACGACUAGAGCAAAAGAGUCUUAAGGGCAGUAGUGAAACGGAUGGUAAAAAGACACACUGACAGAAGCACAGAAAGAGAGAAGCAUAAGUAGUGAAGAAAAUCAAUGCAAAAUUGAGAGACAGGUGUGUUUGAGGAGAGCUGGAGCACUAAUUAGAAUAGGGUGCAGCUGUGAAGGCAGAGUGAGUGGAAUUAACAACUUAAGACAUAACACAACAGAAGGGCUGAUGAUCAAACCAGGGUCCUGACAGGACCCCCCGCCCCAGGAAUGCCACCAGGUUUCCCAGGGUGAGGGGCAGAUCGAUGGUAAUCCUCAAUAAGGAGAAUAAGGAGAAUAACCAAUCUCUUGGUGCGUUCCCUAGUUCUCAGAAGUGCUUCCCUGGCCCUCCUCCAGCUCUGCCGGCAUCGAUUGAUAAAUGCCUGAACUGAGGGAACCGCAGCUUUGGAACUCUGUGAAAGAAACAGAGGGGGUUGAUAUCCGAGACAGCAAAAAAA